Messenger RNA from Pseudonaja textilis, 6249 nucleotides. NCBI's taxonomy places the organism in Eukaryota, Metazoa, Chordata, Lepidosauria, Squamata, Elapidae. The record is from RefSeq and is a predicted model, not a curated record.
CCGGAGGCGUGCGUCUCAUCGCCAUUUUGUAUGGCCGCCGGGCGGGCAUACGUCUGUUUCCGGAUUGAAGGCUCCGGACGCGAGAAGGGGAAGUGCGCGUCGUGGGUUGACUAAGUUAGGGGAGAAAAUUGGAAGAGGACCAUAUGAACUUGUCUGGAGCUGCAGGCCUUGGAAUGCUGAAGAGUAGAUUGGUGGAAAUGUCUAAUGGUUUAUAAGUGAUCAAACAUUCCUUUUACACUAAGCCAGGAGUGAGUGGAGCAAAGAUGCCAAUUCCACCACCCCCUCCACCUGGGCCUCCUCCUCCUCCAACUCUCAGCCAGGCAAACACAGAAGCACCAAAAUUGAGCAGAGAUGAGCAGCGAGGGAGAAAUGCUCUGCUACAAGACAUUUGUAAAGGGGCCCAAUUGAAAAAAGUGACUCAAGUUAAUGAUCGCAGUGCGCCUAUCCUUGAAAAAUCCAAGAGUGGCAGCAGCUAUAAUUCUACUACAUCUCCCCUUCCAACAAAGGUGGGCCUUUUCCAAGGUGGUAUCCCCAAACUACGACCCAUGGGAGGAAAGGAGGGUUCAGACAACUCCUCUGGGAAGGUACUACAUCAGGGUCCUGGGGGUAGAUCAGCUGCACCCCGGCCUCCUGUGUGUGCUACCAGCACCCGACCCCAAGAUGACACUGAAAAUAGCCGAGCUUCUCCUCCAGAGCUUCCACGCAUGCAGAGACCUUCAUUGCCAGAUCUUUCACGGCCAAACAGUGCCAGUGGCACUGGUAUGAAGCACAGCUCUUCAGCCCCCCCACCGCCACCUCCUGGACGGCGAGCCAAUGCUCCACUUGCUCCACAUUCUAUGCAUAAUAGCAAAGCACCUUCCUACAACCGUGAGAAGCCAUUGCCACCAACUCCAGGUCAAAGGCUUCCGGGAAAUCGUGAUGGACCUCCAGCUCCUCCUCCCAUCAAGCCACCCCCAUCCCCAGUAAAUAUCCGGUCAGGUCCAAGCAGUCAGAGCCAAUCCUUGGUACCCCCUCCCCCACCUUACCGACAGCCUCCUGGUGUCCCUAAUGGCCCUGCCAGCCCUAUUAAUGAAUCUGCUCCUGAGCUUCCCCAGAGACAUAAUUCCUUACAUAGAAAGGCACCUGGUCCAGGGAGGGGUAUGGCACCUCCCCCUCCUCCUUCAGCAUCUCCUUCCUUACAAAAUAGUCGGCCCCCACCUCCUGCCCGUGAUCCACCAAGCCGAGGUGCAGCUCCUCCUCCACCACCACCCCUGAUACGAAAUGGUGGAAGAGAUGCACCUCCACCACCUCCACCCUACAGAAUACAUGGGUCUUCAGAUCCCAUGAACCGUGGAAAACCACCCCCUCCUCCUACCAGAACACCAGUUGGACCACCCCCUCCUCCCCCACCAAUGAGAAAUGGACAUCGGGACUCUAUCUCUACCGUGAGAUCUUAUUUGGAUGACUUUGAAUCCAAAUACUCUUUUCAUCCAGUUGAAGAUUUCCCAGCUCCAGAAGAAUUCAAAUAUUUCCAGAGAAUUUAUCCCAGCAAAACUAAUAGAGCUACUCGUGGGGCCCCUCCUCUGCCUCCUGUCCCUAGGUGAAAAACAGCAAAUGAGCAAUUUUGCUUAGCACCAAAACAAAUAAGACUUGUUCUUAAAUUCUCUCCCCGCCUCCAAACAAGCAUUCCUCAGAAAUCUGCAUGAAAAAUACAUUCCUGCUUUUUUUAAUUGCAAGAACCUGGGCGAACUAUCAUUACUCAACAUUGUCUAUGCAUUUCAUUCCCUGAUAUAAAAAGGCAUCUAUGGGCAUAGCCAGGUGAGAAUACUCCUGCAGAUCAAUACUAAUUUCCUACCUUUCCUGCUAUCUUUGCCAUGAAGGGAGGGAAACCCUCAGUUCAUAAACACUACAGUUCAAGAACAAGGGAAGAGUGAAUGUUUCCCAGGAAAGAAAACCAACAGAACAACAAAACUGUGGGCCAAAUUGAAACAGUUAUUUAAAGAUGCUUGCUUAUCAUAAGGAAGAAAAUGGCCACAAAUUGUAUAAAUUAGGGAACAUUCAUUUUUUUAAAGGAUUGUGUUAUGAAAAGAAUUGAAAUGGCUGCUUCAUUUUUCAUUGCAGGCACUACAUACUCAAUUAUUAAACUUUGUAACUUAAAGCAGGAAGAGAAAGAUUAACUAAAUGGCAUGUCUUAAAAGACGGUUUAAAAAAUUGACAAAGCUGCAUUAGAAUAGCAGUAUCUGUAGAAGUGCACCAACAAAAGGCAAGUAUAGCAGUUACCGUGCUAUGUUUUGGCAGAGUUCUUGUCCUGCAGAUCUGGACCCAUAAUCUUUGAUUGUCAGUUUCUCCAAAAGAUAGCUGGCAUCUAAAAUGAAGCUUCUCAAAAUGGGAUUCUACAGAAUAAAAAAUAUUGUAGAGAUGAACAGAUUGUAAAGUCUAAUAGCCAUCACUGAUACCUGUGUUGUAUUAAAAAAAAAGGCAUGACUGAUAUUGAGGAAGUAGUAUCCCCUGAAAGUAAAAAGAACAAUGUCCUGACAAGCACUGCGGAUGAAAAACUUGUUUAUAGGCAAACUAGUGGAUUAAUGUCGCAAUACAAUGUUGGCCAUAGAUAAUACACUGAAGAUGCUACACCAGUAUAGAACAAAAUAUAUAUUAUGUUCCAACUUAUUUCUAAUGCUUGAAUGUCCUAUGUCUUCAGAAGAUCCUUGCUCUCCUUAACAGAAAUGCCCAGCUUCAUUGUCUUAUGCUAUGAAUAUCUUUCAGACAUAAUCAGUCUUGAAAAUGUAACCAUCUAUUGGUGAGGGAUGGCAAAAGAGUGAGAAGUAUUCUAUUUUUUUGCUGAGAAGUGGAUGGGCCCUGGCUACCAUAUCCCAAGAAGAGUGUCACUGACUGACUGAAGGUCCCAUUGGCAUACAUUCCAGUCUAGUAAUGAGGAACAUACCUUUGAUGGCAGACUUCCAGUUACAGUUUUUAAACGAUACUUUGUUUAAAUGAUAUUUUGUUCUAGCUCAAAGCUGAUCUUUAGUGGUUAGCACCUACUUCAAUGAAACAACUUUGAAAGCGACAGAAACUGAUGAAAUCCUUCAUAUUUUAUUUUUGCUGGUUGUACACAAUUGACAUUUUUUUCUGUAGUUCUUGCACAGACAUUUUUAUAAGGUGGACGGGUGUCAGUUAUAUUUGUGACUUUUAGGAUGCUUGUUAAGUCUUUUGCAACGGUGCCACUAAUUCUAGCUAGGUCUCUUAGUGGUGUCAUAAGAAAUUUAAUAGUGCUGGCCUUGUCUCUGAGAUCAAAGAAGGUAUUUACAUUUGGUGUUUUCCAGUAUCAGAAAAAGGCCAAGUAUGGAUUGAAUAUCUGCUUCUCAACACAGUAGUUUAUACUGCUGAAGAGUCCCCUAUGGGGAUCCAUCUCUCCUUUUCCCUCUCUCCAUAUAAAUCUGUUGGAAAGCAAAUUCCAACAGUAGAAUUGCCCAAUUCUGGACUAGACACCACUAAGCAGACUCUGAAGCAGAAGCAAACUUUUCCUCUCAUUUUAUCUCAUGCUCUGCAGGUGGUUGUAACAUCAAGCCUAGAUUGCUUGUUGGUGUUUUGCCUUAUACAGUAGUUCUGUUAUGUGAUUGGUACAAGAUUUAUUAUAACUAUUGUGUGUAUUUACUCUUAAAAAUGUGGCAUUGGAAAAUUUGUGUUAUAAUGAUAAAUAUUGAUCUACUUUUUAUGUUGUAAAAAGUUUGUAGGCUUGCUAGCCAUAUACUACAAAAAUUCCUUUACCACCUACUUUUUUUUUAUGAUGAUGGAAAUUUGUCUGCUUUUAAGUUAAUGACUGGGCAGCCUCUCAUGUUGAGGGACUAAUGCUUGGUCAGAGGAAUUUUUUUUUCUUCUGGAAGAAAAUUAAAUCUUAUCCAGCAUAACUUGCUGGGAAGAAAAGUUAAAUGCACUGUGCAUUUUGGGAAAGGGUUUUUUUUUUAAUUAUUAUUAUGUUCUGUAUAAUGUCAGCUUCCAAUAAGUAUAUCUUUGGGAAGCACUGUGAAGCUUGAAAUGGCAGUCAAAUGGAAACUGAAUACAAGAAGCAUAGGGUCAUAUUUGCAUGUUCUUGUCCAAAGAAUUUGCACGUUCUUGUUACCUCUUGCCCAUAACUCUUCCUGAGCCAAGCUAUUUGGUGGUUUAAUUAUGUGAGUGGGCAAGAUGUAUUUGCGUUUCCUUGCUAAAACAAGAGUUUGUACAAGGUGAUUUUAAACGCAUUUUCAUACGCAUUCUGAAAACAUCCAGAGAAACCAUAUAUUUGCAGUUAGCAUUAUCAAGGUAAAAUCUUAAUUAUCUUAUAAAUCAAUUUCACCAGUCUAGUGCCCCCCCAAAUCUGUGAUGCCUGCAACAUCCAAUAAUACUAGCCAACGUUAAUGUUAGUUAAAAGUUAGUUAAAAUUGAUGGCAAUUGUAGUCUGUCAUCUGUGAGAUCCAUCUUAGGGAAGACUGCCUUAGAUCAACUUUGAACUUAUUUGCUCAGAAAAUCUUCUAUUAGUACCUGAAAAACUAUAUUUGUAGCCUGAGUCUUCAUCCCAGUAUUCUUUCUUACCUGCUAUUGUUUCAGUGCAACUUAAAGUAGAAUAUUAGUAUAUAUUUUACUCUUUUCCUACCUCUGUUUUUAAGGAUGGUACAGGACAAAGUAUAUUCUUUUAUUCUUCACAGUGUAUCAGACCUUUUCUCAAAGUCUGAAAUGAUCAAAAUAUCAAUUCUGUAAUAUCUAGUUUCUUUAGCUGACCCAAGAAUUUUUAAAAGUUUUAUCUAUCUGAUUUCUUGCAGCAAUUCUACAGUUUUAUAUUGUAUAUCAACAAAUACGCCCACACAGUGAAGAUUCAAAAAUCUUUAUAUGUACAAGAGAUACAUAGUAAAGGCUGUAAAGGCUAAUCACAUCUACCAGUGAAGGCUAAUCACAUCUACCAGUACAAAAACAGGAACCAUUGCAAAGAACUAUGUGUCAUGCUAUCCUGUAACUGGUAACUUAAGUUUCAGAUGCUGUGAACAUAAGUUUUAAGAAUUUGGGGUUUUCUCCUAUUUUUGAUGGUUUAGGAGAAGGCUUUUGUAGCUUUUUAACACUCCCCAUAAUUAGAUUUUACGCAGCCCUUCUCCAUGUUGAAAUAUAUAAAUCCUUCUCUGCAACUGUGCAAAUAUGCCAAGGAAAAGGCUUUUAUAAGGGGUGUAAUUUUUAUGUUUAACAGCAAAUGCUUCAAACUUCAUUCAUGGUGCCUUAUCCUUAAAUGGCUCCCAAUGGAGUUUUGUGUCUGUGCGCACACACAAAAUUGGAUAUUGUAAGCUUCAUGCACACUCUGUCUUCUCUCACUAUCUUUGCUCAGCAGUUCCAUUUCUAUUUACUGCAGAAACACUACUGAGUAAUUCCUGUAGUUCCAAGAACCAGAAUUUGGGUCUAUUGCACUGCUGCUUUUGAUUUAGAUCUGACCUUUGCUUUUCACAGAAGACCUUUGGGAGUUUUUUUCUUUGCACGCAUUUCAAGUAAAUUUCUUUAGGAUGUUGGCAGUGAAAUAAUUAUUGAGUCCAUUUUAAGGGCACAUGUGGACUUGGUUUUUUUAAAUUCUUAUUGGAACUUGCAUGUAAUAUUCUUUCAUAAUUUUAUUGCCCUGAUUAAAUAAUUGAGAAUUCUCUUGAUGUGGCAUUAGGAGGAGUUUCAUUUUUAAAUCAUUUUGAUAAUUUUCACUUUGAACAGUCAAAUACUUCAUGUUCACCUAAAUUUCAAAUACGGUUGACAUAUGAUAAGCAUACUGUAGAUCAGUGUUUCUCAACCUUGGCAAAGAUAUGUGGAUUUCAACUCUUAGAAUGCUGGCCAGCUGGCUGGGAAUUGGAAUCCACAUAUCUUCAGAUUGCCCAAAAUUGAGAUAAUUUUCCUACAUUUUUUAAAAAUAUAAACAAUCCUUUUUAAAAAUUGCUCUUUCUUUGCGGGAUCUUUCAAGAACUAUUGCUUCUCAGUUUUCUUUUUCAUUUGCAGGGGACAAUAAUUACUGUAUCAAUCAACAGGAGGGAUGGCUAUACAAUUUCCUCACAAAGGUAGAAGUCAUUGCUCAUUCAGGAGAAUGCAUAAUGCUCCCAGUACAAUACAAUUACAUAGCUCUGAAUGGGAAGAUCAUUCCCCCUUCCUCAUCAAUAUGUACCGUUAAUCAGCAUCUUAGUUUUAACAUGCAGUUCAACAAUAUUCCCUACAGUUGAGAUGAGAAUAGCCUGUGAAGAUAGCAUAUGUUGAAAGGCUGGUUUCAGGGGAGGAGAAAAG